UCCUAGUGUGUAGAAACACAACUGAUUUUUGUAUAUUGAUCUUGUAUCCUGCACCUUCACUGAACUUGCUUAUUAGAUUUUCUGUCUGGAUUCCUUAGCAUUUUCUCUCCAUAAGAUCAUGUCAUCUGUGCUAGAGGUAGUUUUACUUCUUCCUUUCCAAUCUAGAUUCCUUUUAUUUCAUGUUCUCACCUAAUUGGCAUGGCCAGAGCCUCCAGUGAAAUGUUGAGGACAAGUGGUGAGAGGACGUCCUGAGGUUGUUCCCGAUCAGAGGGAAAGCUUUCAGUCUCUCACCACUGAGCACAGCAGCCGGGGAUUUUCCUAGAUGGUCUUCAUCAGUUUGAGGGUGGUCCCUUCUACUCCAGCUUUGCUGACUGUUUUUCUCUGUGUCUGUUGAGAUAAUCACGUGGUUUUGUCCUUUGUUCUAUUAGUGUGGCAUACUACCUUGAUUGAUUUUCAGAUGCUAAAUCAAUCUUGCGUUCCAGGGAUAAAUCCUGCUUCAUCAUUUUUAUAUGUUGCUGGAUUCGAUUUGCUGGUAUUCAGCUGAGCAGUUCUGCCUCUAUAUUCACAAAAGAUAUGGUCUGUAGAUUUCUUUCCUUGUGAUGUCUUUGUUGGGUUUGGUGUCAGGGUGAUCCUGGCUUUGUAGGAUGAGGUGGGCCGUGUUCUCUCUUCUUCUUCAUGUAUUUUUUAGUGUUACUCUUCACUGUAUCUUCAUGGUGUUGCUCUGUGCAACUAACUUGCUCAGUGGGAUCCAGCAUUUGGCCCAGCCAUAUCCCUGGAUGUGUACAGUUUACUGCAUCGACCAUUCUUAGCCAUGAACAUCCAUUGGAUGUUGGUGACUGUGAAGGGGUGUGUGGUGAGAGCCCCUCUCUGGGUAGAUAAAGUCAGUGCUCCAAAAGCCUGCACACCAGCUCUCAGGUUGUCAUCAGCAAGACCUUGGGGGAGCUCCUGCUAUAAAAUUGCCCAAGCCUGUUGGUUGGAAAUGCAUUUUUCUGGAUUUUUGUUAGGGCAUUUUAGAGCAAAGAAAAUCUACUCGGUUAUGUUUAGGCCACAUAAGAGUGAGGUACAGGAGUUGAAAUCCCUGUAGAAAGUGAGAGCCCAUCUGAGAAGUUCCUCGAGACAAUGUCAGCCAAAUAUCAGACUGGGGCAAGUGGGCGGGCUAAGGCAGAGUGUCCUAAGUGGCACCAUCUUGUCUGGGAUCACAUCGUCUUGUCACCAGCCCACUGAGCCAGACAGCCUGUGGGUGCCUCUAAACAACUAUUCCACAAACCACGUAUAAACCUGAAAACAUGGAGAGAGUUCUCGGGGAAGAGGAUAACUGUUUUAGUUGUGCUUUGCUUGCACUGAUUGUCGUCAUUUUGCUGUAAACAACUUCACACGCCUGUCACACCAACCUUUCCACUUUCAAAGAAGUGGGAGGAGAAGGACAAAGACCCCUCAGCCCCAGGAAUAAAUCAGCCUGAGGGAGGUUUGUGAUGGUCACGUGGUGAGACCUGUAGUGUGUCACCCGUGAUGUGGGGACUGGCCUGGAGAAGCUCAGUCCAUGCUACUUCUCACGGAUAUCCACAAGUGGGGAGCUGCCGUUAGGGUCCUGCUGGGUCUCCCAGGCAUGAAAGGUGCUCCUGUCUAGAAAGGGCUGUCAUUGGUGUCUGAGGGGCCCUAGGGACGCCCCAAGCUGGAGGUCAUCCCCAGGAGUCCGCUUGCCUCCUUUCAGGACAUCGUGUGCAGCUACGAGCUCAGAACAGCCAGCGUGAGUCCUGCCGAUUCACAGAACAGUCCCCAGAGCUGUGCACUCCCUCGUCAACGGAUCAGGGUGGCUUACUGCCAUCCCGUUGUGCCCAGAGGUCAGGUGCUGCCCAGGGCCUCUCAGCCAGGUUCAUACCCUCGUCUUAUCAGCGUCUUGCCUGACACCGACAGCCCCACAGCUCCCAGUGUGGAGGGGCCUGGAUGGUGCCCAGCUGGUGGAGUACCUGUGUUGGGAUGAGGGAUCAAGGAGGGUGUCUGCAGCAGUGGAAAGCGGGUGGGGUCCAGACCCCCCCACUCCCUGACUUGGACCUUCACCUCCACAGGCCUCCUAAAACCACCCCAGUGACCUAGGCUAGUCAGUUACCUGGUGGCCUGGGUGUCCUUAUCUGUGAAACGGGCACAGUAAUAGGGCUUCCCUAGAACCUGGGGAGCUCUGGCCUUGACUGUGUGAGGUAUGUGUAGGGUCGGCUGAGUGCCUGUGGGCCCAAGAUGUAGGGCCCAGUGGUGGAUCUGGCACCUAAGGGUGGGGCCCAGCUCAGAGUGGUGGUGGCAGCAAGGGUGACAGCAGGUGAGCUGCAGGAAGUCCUGCAGGACAGACUCAGGCCAGAGACGAGGUGACGGUACUUGGGGACAGGGUAACUGGGGACAGGCGUAUGGCGGAGGUGGCUCUGGCCACAGUGUGGAGGUGGGCUGCAUGGCUUCGGCCUCAGGCACGGGGCCCAGGGUGUCCCCCACUCCCACCAGGCGCUGAUACACUGACUGGCAGGGCUGGAAGUCUGGGCAUGAGUGCUGCUGUCUGAGGCCACAUCGCCACUGAGCCAGAGUUGCUCCUGUUCCAGGUCCUGGAGCCCUGACCCAGCUCCCAGGAAGCCUCUGGUUUCCACCCUGCACUGAGAUCACAGACCACUGGAGCGGUUCCUAGCCGGGCUCCCUGGGGCGGCCCCCUCCCCACCCUCAGGGCCCCUCCCAAGCAAACCCAGGUCCCCCUCCACCAGGCUCCCUCCCUUGCCCCAGAGGCAGGCAAAAGCAAUCCCCAUGCUUCCCUAUGACCCUGACCCUGCCUCAUCCAGCCCUCCGGGCAGCCAGUGGUUCGAGACUUAGUCCCCAGAGCAGGGUCAGAGCAAGACAUGAAGGCUGUUCAGUACCCAGCUGGGCAGCCUGUCACUCCUCUAUGACCCUCAUAGGUGCCGGCAGCUGGCUUGGUGCUCCUGUCAGCCACUCACCAUGGCCUGGGAACUGCCCAGCACCACCAGCCUGGUGCAUUUCUGCCAGAAGCUGAACCGGCUGAAGUCACUGGAGGAGCCCACCAAAGAGAUGCCACUGCAGCGCCACCUGACCACAUUGGACCUAAUCCUGCUGGGUGUGGGUGGCAUGGUGGGCUCAGGCUUCUAUGUGCUUAUGGGCUCUGUGGCCAAGGAGAUGGCCGGCCCUGCAGUGCUUGUGUCCUUCAGCAUCGCUGCUGUGGCCUCCCUGCUGGCAGCCCUAUGCAAUGCGGAGUUUGGGGCCCGUGUGCCCCACGCGGGCUCUGCCUACGUGUUCACCUAUGUGUCCAUGGGCGAGCUGUGUGCCUUCCUCAUUGGCUGGAACAUACUUCUCCAGUAUCUAAUUAGUGGCGCUGCUGUGGCCUGUGCCUGGAGCGGCUACUUGGACGCCAUCUUCAGCCACAGAAUCCACAGCUUCACCAUGGCCCAUGUGGGUAUCUGGCAGGUGCCCUUCCUGGCAUAGUACCCAGACUUCUUGGCUGCUGGCACGGUACUUUUGGCCUCCACACUUGUAUCCUGUGGAGCCCGUGUCCCUUCCUGGCUCAACCACAUGCUGCUUCUCAUCAACCUGGUCGUCAUCCUCUUCAUCAUCAUCCUGGGGUUUGUCCUGGCCCGCCCGCACAACUGGAGCGCUGAUGAGGGCGGCUUUGCACCCUUCGGCUUCUCUGGUGUCAUGGCUGGUGCCGCCACCUGCUGCUGUGCCUUCAUGGGCUUUGAAGACAUUGCUGCCUCCAGCGAGGAGGCCCAGAACCCAAAGCGAGCUGUGCCUAUGGCCAUCACCAUUUCCCUUGGCCUGGUGGCUGGUGCCUACAUCCUUGCCUCCACUGUGCUCACCCUCAUGGUGCCCUGGCACAGCCUAGACCCUGGCUCGGCGCUCACUGAUGCCUUCUUCCAGCGGGGCUACAGCUGGGCGGGCUUCAUUGUGACAGUUGGCGCUAUCUCUGCCAUGAACACCAUCCUGCUCAGUGACAUCUUUUCCCUGCCACGCCUCGUACACGCCAUGGCCACCGAUGGGCUCUUCUUCCAGGUGUUUGCCCAUGUGCAUCCCCAGACGCAGGUCCCUAUAGUGGGCAUCUUGGUAUUUGGGGUCCUAAUGGCUUUCCUGGCGCUGCUGCUGGACCUCCAGGGACUGUUCCAGUUGUUGUCCAUCAGUGUACUGCUAGCCUACACCUUCCAUGCCACAGGCAUUAUUGUGCUACGCUUCCACAAGUCCCCUCCAGCCAAUUCCCUGGACCCAGGCAGUCCUGUGGGCACAGAGCAGGCCUCAGCCCCUGAGCCUGGGCAGCUGCGACCAGCCCUGAGGCCCUACCUUGAAUUCCUGGGUGGGUGCAGACCUGGAGCCGCCGUGGCUUGGGCACUCGGUGUCCUGUUGGCCUCGGCCAUCACUCUGGAUUGCGUGCUGGUCUUCGUGGACUCGACCCUGCACCUCCCACCCUGGGGCCACACCCUGCCGCUCCUGCUCAGCUCCGUCGUGUUUCUGCUCAGUCUCCUCAUACUGGGGGCCCACCAGCAACAGCGCCUGGAGGACGCCUUUCAGGUUCCCAUGGUGCCCCUGACUCCAGCCCUGAGCAUCCUCCUCAACGUCUUCCUCAUGCUGCAGCUGAGCUCCCUGACCUGGCUGUGCUUGUGCAUCUGGCUGCUGAUUGGACUCAUGGUGUAUUUUGGCUACGGCAUCUGGCACAGCAAGGAGAACCUGCAGGAGCAGCCAGGGUUGACUGCCACAUGCGGCAGCCUGGAGGAGACAGUGCAGACCCUGCAGCCCCCCAGCCAGGCCCCGGCCCAGGAUCCCAGCCACAAGGAGCAGCCCACCAGUCCAUGAGGACCGCUGGGGGCCUGCCUGCCCUCCUCCACCUCCUCACGGGGACAGAGGGGCUAGCAGCUCCUUUUAUCCAGGGCAGCUAGGGUUUGCAGGCCUGUCUAUGCCAAGGAGUCCUCAGCUCCCCAGACCUGAGCCCAGGUGCCAAACUUCGAGUCUUUGGGAGUGGGCCGUGGCCAGUGCUGGUGUGCUGGACUCUGCCCAGCACCUUCCAGUUUAUGACCAACUCCAGCUACCUAGGCAGGUGAGCAGGGCGGGAAGGAAAGAGGCCCACAGCCCCAGGGAUCCACAAUAAUAACUGCUCAGUCACCUCCAUGACCUGCCAUCAUGUCCACUGUGGUGUUCUUUGUGGCACUGAGUCCUCACCUGCCCCCAGGAACCAGACGAUUGUCCCUAAUCCACAGCAAAGAUGCUGAGGUUCUAUAAGGGGGAGGCACCAGCCCUGGGACAGCCCUGAGUCAGGGACAUGACCUGGCCAGGGUCCUGGAGUCCUGCCCUCAGGCCUGCCCUCAGAUCAGUUCAGAGGGGACCUGCACAUAUUCCUACACACAUGAGGCAUAGAGGGGUCCCUGACAGGGUGGGCCCAGGCUCCUUCCGUGGCAUCCAUCAUGUCCCCUUGGGGGCAGAUCCAGAGAGCAGAACCUGGACUCCUAGAAGGCCACCUAGAAAGGGCAGUGGAGUUCCUGGGUCCCCUCAGUUUCCCAGGGCUCCUAGACAGCAGGGCAUGUGCUUGAGGCCCUGGGAUGCAGAGGCCCACCUGCCCAGGUACACACAUCAUGCAUCUCUCAGGCACAGGCCCACACGGCUCCCCUGGGGGUGCACAGCCACGUGCAGACUGAGGCAACAGCUGUUUCCAAGCUCAGGCCCUGCAGCUCCUGCUGCCUCUCUCCUGUCACCCCCUCAGGGAUUUGGGAUGAAGGCUUGGGAAGGGACACACGCAUGCAGCUGGGUGCACAAGCACUUGGACCCUACUUGGUGGCUGUGGGGCCCCAUCCUCGGGGUCCCUAGGCUCACCUUCCACCCUCACUGGUCUCUCGAAGGCAAUGCCAUGUCUACCAUAGACACUUCCACCACCCUGUUCCUGCCUGUGAGGACCACACAGGAAGCUGCUGGCUCUGGCAGCUUUACUCCUUGACUCUCUGCAGCCUUGACACCAGCUUUCUCAGGGCCCCAGGACAGCCAGGUACACGUGACCCCACUCCAAUAACCAGACCUCAGGGCCGUGAACUCUCACCCCAGCCCUUCUGACCCCACCUCCCAUGGACACUGCUUUGGGGAUUGAGAGGCAGCAGGGACCCCAAAGCCUUUGCGGGGGCUCAAGGUUCCAGAUGAUUCCAGAUGCUUCCCAGCCUGAGCCCCAGCCCUAGGCCUCCCCAACCUGGCCCAUGUCAACUCUACCAGCAAGCUGCCAGCAUGCCCUGGUCACCAGGGACCCAUAAGAAGGCAGCCCCUUGUCUCCCUGGCAUGGGCACUCCCAAAUCCCUGCCCCUCCCUGGGACAAAGAGAGGGCUGGACUGCUGCAGCCCCCAUCCCUCCCCUCCUGACUGUGGGCCUGGGACAUGGGGAAAUUCUCCAGCAUGCAGGACUCAGGCCCCCAGGAGGAUGCCAGAGCCACAACCUGGCCAGCCUGCUGGGGCUUCCAUGUGCUCUGCUAAGGACAUUCUCUCCAGCCCCUGGGCUGCACCUGGGGUCUUGGUCAGAGCAUGUCCUUGUGUAGUUGCCUCAGGCUGGGGUGGGCAGCUGGCCAGACAUGCUCUCAGGUGUGACCUUGGGUAGCAGUGACAUAUGUGUCCACAUAUACAGCCUCCCCACCCUAUGGCUCCCUGCAGCCCAGUGAGCAGGGUGCUGGGCUUGGGGUCACCAAGGAGACAGACAGAAGGUCCCAAAGGAUCCCAAUGCCCACCAACUCAGCCUGUCCACCUUCCUCCCCAUCCCAACCCCCCACAGCCCAAGGGUUCCACCAGGAAGAAGCUGGUGCUCACAAGCUGAGUGGUUAUGGGCCCAAGAGGUGCCUGUGCCCUUGCCUGGGGUCCCAGGCCAUCGGAUCAUCUGCCCACUGCAUUCAUUCUAUGGAUGAGGCCCGGAGCUGAGAGGGGACCUGCCCUAGGACCCCAGCACCAGAGCAGCUGAGACAGCUCCUUGUCAGGCUGCUUUCUCCCCUGCCUUGGACUCUGGCUGCACAGAACCAAACUUCCCUGCCUGAGAGGCCUGGGCUGAGCCACUCUGGCUGUGGCUAUCGCCCCCUCCCACCCCUCACCCCUGCCGGCCUCCACUCACCCUGGCCUGGCCCCUCCCUCCCCAGUGAGGAGGGUGUUGAAGCCAACCUCAGAGAGCUGGAGCAGGCUCCAGGCCUCCACGCCUGAGGCCUCCCCCAGUGAGUGGCAGUCCUGGGGGCAGGAGAGUCUACUGGCCUGCUCUGCCCAGUCCUGGGCUGGUCUGGCCCUCACAGGCCUCAUCUUACUCAUCCAUUGACUCCAUCCACCCCCAGCCUGAGUCCUGGGUCUCAACCCUGUGUCAUUGCUGAAGACACAGUGGACAAGCAAGCUGGGACUUGCUGCUCAGAAGCUCCCUGCCUGCUGAGGGGAAGGGGACAGAAGGGUCCCUAAACAGA
Molecule: messenger RNA, 7432 nt
Organism: Equus caballus (horse)
Lineage: Eukaryota; Metazoa; Chordata; Mammalia; Perissodactyla; Equidae
Source: RefSeq, a predicted model, not a curated record